CGUAACACAUUCCCAGGCACUGGCUAGCUAUCUGCGGCUAGCUUCUCUUGAAAUCCCAACGUUGAAGCCCCCUUGCUUUGGAUGGAAGCGGUCAGCAUCACCAGCGAGGUUCAUGACAAUGGAGAAGGUUUUACUGCUGUCACUGCUGCUGCUGAUGUUACACCGGGUUACAGCAGCUCCCAAAGGCGUCACUGCCAGCCUGAAAGCCAAGUGGAGCAUGACCCCCUACCUCCUGGAGACGAGCGAGUUUAUUGGAGAAGAUGGGAACGAAAAGUUCUGGCACUUUGUUGACACCGUAAAGGAACUCACUGUUUACAAGCAAGGAGAAACUGUGCGCUCCUAUUACAACUUGAUCAUCAAAAAGGCCGCCCAGUUCCUCACACAUCUUCAAGUGAAUCUCCUCAAAUUUGCUCUGGCCAUGCGGUCCUACUCCCCAGCUGUCCAUGCGUCUCAGCAGAUAGCCAGUGAUGAGCCUCCGCCUGAGGGCUGUCCUGCCUUUGUCUCGGUCCAUGGUCAACGCAGCUGCAGCACCAAGGACAUCAAGAAGCUCAUGAAGGCCGCAGCGGGCAGGCUAACCCCAUACUUGUACAAGAAUGAUCACACAUAUCCAGGACUCAAUAAAACGGACGUGCCUGUUGUGAUCCUCUACGCGGAAAUCGGAACCAAGAAGUUCAACUCGUUUCAUAAGGUGCUGUCAGAGAAGGCAGAGGAGGGCACGCUUGUGUAUGUCCUGCGGCAUUUUGUAGCGAAACCAAAGCCUCAGAAGGUGCUUUUAUCAGGGUAUGGUGUGGAGUUGGCCAUCAAAAGCACAGAAUACAAAGCUGUGGAUGACACCAAAGUUAAAGAUUCAAAGGCGGUUAUAAACACUGAGGACGACAGGAAUGAAGAAGUGCAAGGAUUUUUUUUUGGAACAUUAAAGAAAUCCCACCCAGAGCUCGAGGAGCAACUUGGUGAACUUCGGAAACAUCUCCUGGAAAGUACCAAUGACAUGGCUCCUCUCAAAGUGUGGGAAAUGCAAGAUUUAAGUUUCCAGGCUGCUGCGAGAAUCAUGUCGGUGCCAAAGUUCGAUGCUUUAAAGGUCAUGCGAGACCUCAGCCAAAACUUUCCAAGCAGAGCACGAUCACUGACAAGAGUGGCCGUAAAACAGGAAAUGAGAAAAGAAAUUGAGAAGAACCAAAAGCAUCUCGGUGAGACAAUGGGCAUUCAGCCGGGAGACGGGGAGCUCUUUAUAAACGGACUACAUAUUGAUCUAGACGUUCACAACCCUUUUAGCAUUUUAGACAUCCUCAGAGGAGAGGCCAAAGUCUUGGAGGGGCUUCAUAACUUGGGUAUUAAGGGAGAACAAAAGGCCAAGCUGCUCAGGUUACCCGUGAACACCGUGGAUGACAGCUAUGCCUUAGAUAUCCGACAUCCAGCUAUAAUGUGGAUGAACGACAUUGAAAAUGACCAGAUGUACCGCAGCUGGCCGGCAAGUGUGCAGGAGCUUCUCAGAGCCACCUUUCCUGGCGUCAUCCGACAGAUCAGACGUAAUUUCUUUAACCUGGUUCUGUUUUUAGAUCCAUUGCAGGAAGAAACUGUUGAGCUGGUGAAACUAGCGGAGCUUUUCUACAAGCAUAAAAUCCCUCUGAGAAUUGGAUUUGUGUUUGUUGUGAACACCAAAGAUGAGAUUGAUGGCUUCUCAGAUGCAGGUGUUGGUUUUUACCGGCUGCUGAAUUACAUCGCAGACGAGUAUGAUUUAUCCCAGUCUGUGAUGUCUAUAGUCUCACUGUACAAUAAAGUAGAUGUGUGGGAAGGAUUAUCUGCUGAUACGAUAUCUGCUUACCUGAAGAGGCAAUACCCAAAAGCUGACCAAGAAAGGAUUCUGGGAGCAGAUUCUGAAUAUGAUUAUAAACGAAAGGAUGGUGCUCUCUUCUACAGGAAGAGUGGGCUGGGUGCUCUGCCUGUUGCGCUAUUUAAUGGAGUUCCACUAAACCCAGACGAGAUGGACCCAGAAGAGCUGGAGACCAUAAUCCUGCAGCGCAUAAUGGACACCACUGCUGGCUUUCAGAGAGCCGUCUUUAUGGGUCAGUUAACAGAAGGCUCCAAUGUGGUGGACUAUAUAAUGGAGCAGGCUAAUGUGGUUCCCAGGAUGAAUCCACUCAUUUUAAGCACUGACCGAAAAUACCUGGACUUGACCGGGACACCAGUUGUGAAUGAGUGGGAGGACACAACUAUGUUUUCAUACUUGGAAUCUAAGGACAAAACAGCUGUGAUUGCUAAAAGGAUUAAGUAUUUCACAAAUAGCGAUGAGGAUGGGCUGACUGCUGUGACCAUGUGGGUAGUUGCAGAUUUUGAGAAGGUUUCAGGACGAAAGCUGCUGCUUAAUGCUUUGAAACAUCUGAAGUCCAGUCCAGGCUUGCGUGUAGGGGUGAUAGAUAACCCCAGUGGAAAGCUCAGCGAAGAUAACACUGUGCUGUACAGAGCUGUCUGGGCCUCGCUCCUCACCCAGAAGAAUAAGGCUGCAGCAGAGUUUGCACAGAAACUCCUAAAAGAGGAGAGCAACCAGCUCCUCCAGCAGGGAACUAAGAUCAAGGACUUGGGGAUGCAGGGCAUGGACCUAGAUGCCUUUGAGAAAAAGUUCAACACGCUAGAAGUUGAUUUCAUCCGCAGUCAGCAGAUGUUCUGUCAAGAUGUCCUGCAGCUCCGUCCUGGACAGCGGGCAGUGAUCAGCAAUGGCAGAAUCCUCGGUCCGCUCGAAGAGCAAGAAGAAUUCACUGUGGAGGAUUUCCACUUGCUUGAGAAGAUUACACUGAGUGGUUCAGCAGAGAAAGUCAAAGCCAAAGUAAAACAGAUGGGGAUGAAACCAAAGCAAGCUAGUGACUUGGUCAUGAAAGUUGAUGCCCUGCUCUCUGCAGCCCCUAAAGGAGAGGUCAGAAGAGAUGUUAGUCUUAAAGAUACCCAAAGUGUGCUCCAGCUUUCACCACGUGAAAAUGAGGUAUUCUAUGAUGUCGUGGCCAUCGUCGAUCCCCUCACUAGAGAAGCGCAGAAGAUUUCCUCGCUCCUGAUUGUGCUUAGUCAAGUGGUCAAUGUGAAACUGCAGGUGUUUAUGAAUUGCAGGGCCAAGUUGUCUGAGUUGCCCCUCAAGAGUUUUUACCGAUUUGUUUUGGAGCCCGACGUGGCUUUCUUGGCCAACGACACGGCGUCUCCGGGGCCAGUGGCCCGCUUCACGGAGCUCCCAGAAUCUCUCCUCCUUACCCUUAACAUGAUCACACCGGAGAGCUGGAUGGUGCAGGCAGACCACAGCCUCCACGACCUGGACAACAUCCACUUGCAGGAGGUCAAUGGGGUUGUGGCAGCAGAAUUUGAACUGGAACACCUUUUACUGGAGGGCCACUGCUUUGACCUAUCAACCGGCCAGCCACCUCGCGGACUACAGUUUACCCUGGGCAUGAGUCAGGAACCGCUCAUGUAUGACACCAUUGUCAUGGCUAAUCUGGGAUAUUUCCAGCUGAAGGCCAAUCCAGGAGCCUGGAUCCUAAGGUUACGUAAAGGAAGAUCCGAGGACAUCUAUCAGAUUGUCACGCAUGAUGGAACUGAUUCCCCGCCUGAUGCUGAGGAUGUUAUAGUUGUGCUUAACAGCUUCCACAGUAAGAUCAUCAAAGUUAGGGUGCAAAAGAAAGCGGAGAAGAUUAAUGAAGACCUUUUGAGUGAAACUAGUGAAAGCAAAGGCAUUUGGGACUCCAUAGUAAGUGUUUGGAGCACUUUUGAGAAAAGCAUCACAGGUGGUGGCUCAAAGAAGGAUGAAGGAGAGAAGAAAAAGGAAGAUAUUCUUAAUAUAUUUUCUGUGGCCUCCGGUCAUCUCUACGAGCGAUUUCUGAGAAUAAUGAUGCUGUCUGUUCUCCGGCACACACACACACCUGUCAAGUUCUGGUUCCUUAAAAACUACCUCUCACCUUCUUUCAAGGAGACCAUCGCUCACAUGGCCAAGUCGUACGGCUUUCAGUACGAGUUAGUGCAGUACAAGUGGCCCCGCUGGCUCCACCAGCAGACGGAGAAGCAGCGGAUCAUCUGGGGAUACAAGAUCCUCUUCCUGGACGUUCUCUUCCCUCUAGCUGUGGACAAGAUCAUAUUUGUGGACGCCGACCAGAUAGUUCGGGCUGAUCUGAAAGAGUUGAGGGACCUGGACUUAGAGGGAGCUCCUUAUGGCUACACGCCGUUUUGUGACAGCCGCAGAGAAAUGGAGGGGUAUCGCUUUUGGAAGAGCGGGUACUGGGCCUCGCAUCUUGGACAAAGGAAAUAUCACAUCAGUGCUCUAUACGUGGUGGAUUUAAAGAAGUUCCGUAAAAUCGCAGCUGGAGACAGAUUACGGGGUCAGUACCAGGCUUUGAGCCAAGACCCGAACAGCCUGUCAAACCUGGACCAGGACCUUCCUAAUAACAUGAUCCAUCAGGUGGCCAUCAAGUCUCUUCCUCAGGAGUGGCUGUGGUGUGAGACGUGGUGUGAUGAUGCCUCCAAAGUUACAGCUAAGACCAUCGACCUGUGUAAUAAUCCGAAGACCAAGGAGCCCAAGCUGAUGGCUGCGGCGAGGAUCGUGCCUGAGUGGGUAGAAUAUGACGAGGAGAUAAAAAAGCUGCUGAGGCAAGUCCAGGAGCAGACGCCCACGCCCUCGCUCCAUAAAAAAGAGAACCGGCGAGAUGAACUUUAGCGUCUGCCAGAAGCCUGGUGAAGAGGAAGCAGGCAGCACCUUUUUGCACGCAGGCCACCUGUGAAGCUUGAAGACAGACAGUUCCAGCUAAACAUAGCUGUGGAGUGUUACAUCCCCAGCCGGAUGAAGAGGAUGUGAUAUUUUCAGAGAUGCCAUAUCUGCUUCAGAAGUCAGUAAAAAAAAUCUCACAAACUCUGCACAGGAUUAAAUCGUUAAAGGGCAGCCAGGAGCCCGUGGCUUGAAGCUCCACAGUCCCAUUAUUGGAGCAUCACGGAAACAGUCCGAUGGUUCAAAGCACUACAUGUUUGUUUUUUUUAAGAGAAAUAUUUGGCAUAUGUUGCACUGCUCAGGUAGAGAAGGCACGUUUCUAAAUGCCUAUCAGUAUUUAAGAUUCUAAUAAACACAGCUAUGUUUUCUUAUUGUUAAUUUGACCGUCUGAACCGAGUGAAGAUGACUCCGCCUUCGUCUGUCGUGCCAAACCAAAGUCGACUGUUAUUAGAUUUCACACAAACUGCAUUAUAGUCAGCCAGCCUUUUGUUAAGCCCCACCCGCCUAUGAUAACUGAUCACUCCUCACUUGGCAGCUCUAACACACAAAAUGUAGCAGCAGUUCUCAUCUUCAUGUUCCCCGCAUGUCUGUUGUCAUCUAGCAGUCCCUGACCCACAUUGCUUACAGCAGGGCUAAGUGUCUGUUCAGGCCCUCCAUGGCUUCCACUGACAGCCGGAGACCAGAGCAGGUGGUGAGGAUUUAAAAGGUGAAUCUUCAAGACGGAGGAAUGGAAAUCCUUUUUUUAAAAACCUCGAUAUCAUCGUUUAGAACAGGGGUUCCCAAACUGUCCAGCCUGCGAUCCCCUUUUGUGCCGUAGUUUUAUAAGAGCUCUUGUUAAAAAGGCAUAGUAGUUUUCCCCCUGUGGUAAAAUAGCGACUAUUGAGCAUUUUGUAAAGUUAUGUUUUGGUAUCGGUUUUACAAAUAAGAAAAAAAAAUCAUUUCAGCACAUCAGCAUCAGAUUAUUAUUAGAGUCAGGACUUUGAAACAUUUGUGCCAACGACUGUGUGACUUAUUACAACGUUGUUCUUGUAAUAUUGACUUUAUUGUUGUAAUGUUUAUUCAUGUACAACCUAAUAUUAUGAAUCAACUCUCAUAAUUUACACAGAAAAAAAAUCAGAUUAGGGCCAUCAUAGAUUAAAGAAAUAAAUUAUUGGCUGUGGAGGAGUACAUUUCCACAAAUGGAACUAAAAGAAAUUAAGAUUUGACAUAUUUCCAAGAAAAAAAAUCCAUUUCUUUUUUCUUGAUGACGUAAAGUCUGAAAUAUUCCAAAAAAAAAAAAGGUAUAAUUUUCCAUGAUUAAAAGCAUGCAUUUGGGAUCCCCUGGUGUAGACAAUAGGAAAGGGAAUAAAGUCUUGAAAAAUCCCCUUUUUUUUCCCUCCACACUGCAUCUCCGUUUACAAAAGCUGAAAAAUACUUCGAUCCAGUUCCACUCUUUUCUCCAUUUCUAGAGACGGUGUAGGAAUCCUGGACUACAAUCAAUGAGAAACCAGAGAAGGUUUAGAGAACGGCUGAAACCAACUCUGCCUGUAAACGUUACUAUUUGUGGGCGACAUGAUGAGAUGUUACUCUAAAAGUCUGGCAUCAGUGCAGGGACUGUUAAAUUAAGUUCUGUUUAAUACUGUAAAUCCCCCGACCUUGUCACUAAUGUUCAAGGUCGUCCAGUCUGAACACGCAGCUCUGCCAAAGGUGUUCAUGUACACUUCAGCACAGAUUUGUGUCAAAUCUUUUAACUAAAAUUCCUGGAACACAGUGUAGGCAUGUCUUUAGAUAAAUCCAAAAAAAAUUAAAAUAAAAAAAUCAGUUUGGAGGUAUUUAAAUACCCAGUUUUUCUUACAGCUGGUAAUGUGUUAGUUUUAGCGGUGUUGUAUGCCGAGUUUGUGCUGCGAGGGAAAACUGAAGCGUUUACAUGGAGGGUUCAACGUCCGCUCACAGAACCAAGAAUCCCGAAGUCAUGUUUUUCUGGCUCGCAUUUACAGUUUUUAACUCAUGUUUGUGUGAAUUACUUUUCCAUCAUUUGACUUCUUAUAGGAUCCAGUGAUUUUGUCUCAGGAAUCAGAAGAGUAUUGCUGCUCAAAUUAAGCCAAAAUGUUGUUUUUACCGAUUUGUGUUUAAAAAAAAAAAAAAAAAAAAAACGGGUGCAGGCAGGCUGCCUUCAUGACACCUCUGUUUUGUUCUUUAUGUAAAAAAAAAAAAAAAAAACGGGUAAAAAUAAAUAAACCUUUUUACUGUC
Fundulus heteroclitus (mummichog) is the source of this 6962-nucleotide messenger RNA. It is a transcript of the gene uggt2, whose product is annotated as UDP-glucose glycoprotein glucosyltransferase 2. Gene Ontology annotation, cellular component: endoplasmic reticulum. The record is from RefSeq and is a predicted model, not a curated record. Lineage: Eukaryota; Metazoa; Chordata; Actinopteri; Cyprinodontiformes; Fundulidae. Gene Ontology annotation, molecular function: UDP-glucose:glycoprotein glucosyltransferase activity. The transcript has 41 exons. The coding region runs from base 113 to 4684 and encodes 1523 amino acids.